AUGGCGCAGCAGAAAAAGGGACCCAACAUUUUCAUCCUGAACGGCGCGGCGGGGUCGGGAAAAGAUACCCAGUGCAGGCUAAUCGAAGAGAAGUACAAAUAUGAAGUUAUCACAAUCAGCACGCUGCUCAAGGAAUAUGUUUUAGAAAAUGAAGAGACAGGAGGGGAAACAAGUCCUAGUCAGGAUGAUGAAUCCAUUGAGGGAGUAGAAAGAAAAAACGAAGACAUAAAAAGAAUAAAAAGGUGCAUGAAGGAUGGGUCAUUAGUAUCGGACGACACUGUUAUAAAAGUAUUUAUGCACCGUUUAGAAAAAUAUAUAAAUGGAGAGGAACCAUGUGCAGGCAUUGUAGUUAAUGGCUUCCCAAGGACAUACGAACAGGCACUGCUAUUUGCAAAAAAUGAUAUCCCAGUUACAAGCUUUAUUAACAUACAGGUGAAGAAGGACAACUUAAUGAGCCGAAUCAGUAACAGAAUGGUCGACCCAGUGACGAACAUAAAUUAUAAUAACAAGGGGGUGGAAAUUAUGCUAAAAAAAAAGCAAGGGAUACACUUAACUCCAGAAGAGGAACUCGUAUUAUCCUCUCACGGGGAUGCGUUUAAAAAUAUAAGUGAUGAAGUCAUCGCUAGGUUAACCAAAAGAGCAGAUGAUCACGAGGCUACCUUUUUAAAGAGGUUUCAUUUGUAUGAACAGAAUGAGCAGAAAAUCAUUUCGCUUUUUCCCACAGUCUAUCACAGUGUGGACGGGAAUGGGUCCAUUGAAGAGACCUUCGCGCAAAUAUGCGCCAUCCUAGACGGGGUGGGGUGGGCAGCAAUAAAUACGGCUUAG
Messenger RNA from Plasmodium fragile, 825 nucleotides. RefSeq lists its product as uncharacterized. Gene Ontology annotation, biological process: nucleobase-containing compound metabolic process. The transcript has a single exon. Gene Ontology annotation, cellular component: mitochondrion; cytoplasm. The coding region runs from base 1 to 825 and encodes 274 amino acids. Gene Ontology annotation, molecular function: AMP kinase activity; ATP binding. The record is from RefSeq and is a predicted model, not a curated record. Lineage: Eukaryota; Apicomplexa; Aconoidasida; Haemosporida; Plasmodiidae.